Messenger RNA from Aureobasidium subglaciale EXF-2481, 753 nucleotides. RefSeq lists its product as uncharacterized. The transcript is spliced from 2 exons. Gene Ontology annotation, cellular component: mitochondrial inner membrane. Gene Ontology annotation, biological process: ubiquinone biosynthetic process. Gene Ontology annotation, molecular function: lipid binding. The coding region runs from base 1 to 753 and encodes 250 amino acids. The record is from RefSeq and is a predicted model, not a curated record. NCBI's taxonomy places the organism in Eukaryota, Fungi, Ascomycota, Dothideomycetes, Dothideales, Saccotheciaceae.
AUGUCACAAUUACUACGAACACCCACACGGAGACUACUCCAGUCAACCUCCACCCUCAGACCCCUCCUCUCAAACCGCACAUACUACAGCUACGAAACCCCCCUCCCACCACCCUACCCACCAACCGAAACCGCCAUCCUCUCCUCCGCACUCACCCACGUCCCUUCUCUCGGCUGGACCGUCGAUACCCUACGCCAAGGAGCCCGUGAUUCUGGCUACUUGGACGCAUCAACAAAUCUAUUCCCAAAAGCUGAAUUCGAACUCGUGUUAUACCAUCUACGGACACAGAGAUUGGGGUUAAAGGAUAGGAUACAAUUCCCCGAUGAAGCAGGGAUGGGGACGACGGCGAAAGUGAGGGCAUUGGUUAUGGAGAGAUUGAGAGGGAAUGUGGAGAGUAAUGUGCAGGGGAGAUGGCAGGAGGCAUUAGGUCUCAUGUCCCUCGCUGGCAAUAUCCCACCUUCCCUCCGCGAACUCUACCUCCUCGCCGACGAAAUCUGGUUCCUAGCCGGCGAUGAAGCUGUAGAUUCUUCCUGGUACACCAAAAGAGCAACACUAAGCUCCAUCUACGCGGCUACAGAAACCUACUCCACUACAGAUGUGAGUUCAGAUUUCAAAGAUACCGAAGAGUUUUUGGGGAGGAGGUUGGAGGAGGCGAGGGUGGUGGGGGGUGCGUGGAGGAAUGUUAGGGAGUGGAUUGGUUUUCAGGGUGUUGCUACUGUUAAUAUGGCUAGGAAUUGGGGUGUGAGGAUUUGA